This is a messenger RNA of Ziziphus jujuba (common jujube), 861 nucleotides long. RefSeq names its product putative pentatricopeptide repeat-containing protein At4g17915. Bases 1 to 861 code for a protein of 286 amino acids. Gene Ontology annotation, molecular function: protein binding. The record is from RefSeq and is a predicted model, not a curated record. The transcript has 3 exons. Lineage: Eukaryota; Viridiplantae; Streptophyta; Magnoliopsida; Rosales; Rhamnaceae.
AUGGUAUCAACUAGAUUUUUGAACAAGUGUGUGGCAUGUUUUUGCAAGGCCAAGAAAUUGGAGAAAGUUGAAGCAUUUAUCGACGAUGGUAUAAGAUUAGGGAUACUUCCAGAUGUGGUAACUUACAAUACUUUGAUUGAUGGCUAUUGUCAGUUUGUCGGAUUAGAUGCAGCUUGUUCCGUUCUUCGUGAAAUGAAAGAAUUUGGGAUCAGUCCAAAUGCUAUUACUUACAACUCUUUGAUAGCCUGGGCCUUCAAGAUGAUGCAUCUUAACUUUCAAAUGCGAUGUCCUGAUAUGGCCUCUGAGAUUUUCAAGCUUCGUAUUGAUGGUCAUGGUCUUUCUCCUACUCCGCAGACAUUCAACAUGAUGAUAAAUGGUUUCUGUAAAAUGCAGAUUGCAGGGGAAUUCGGGCAUGAGUCAAAUGCCACGACAUACAAAACAAUGAUGAAAUUGUGCAUUAGGUCAAAUGAAUAUAACCAAGCGCUUGAGAUCAUUUCAGAAAUGAGGAGCAAAGGGUUCAGCUUGGAUGGUAUUGCACAUUGCACGAUCAUUGGUGGUUCAGUUAAGACAGGUAGGACUGAAGAGGCAAACCAUUUUAAGGAGCAGAUGAUGAGUGAUGACAUUGAAAUUGAUUUAGUGUCUUAUAACAUUUUACUGCAUCUGUAUUUUAAAAAGGGUAACUUCAUAGCUGCCAACGAGGUGUUAAAGGAGAUACAGAGAGCAGGUUUGAGAUUUGAUCAAUGUGCACUUGCAAUUAUGGUCAAUGAAAUGUGCAACGUCGGUCAGAUUGUGAUGGCUCUACGAUGUUUAUAUUUAAUGAUAAUGAGUGGCUUUCCUUCGAACUUGGUAGCCUCCAAGUGA